Neurospora tetrasperma FGSC 2508 is the source of this 1243-nucleotide messenger RNA. RefSeq lists its product as uncharacterized. NCBI's taxonomy places the organism in Eukaryota, Fungi, Ascomycota, Sordariomycetes, Sordariales, Sordariaceae. The coding region runs from base 1 to 927 and encodes 308 amino acids. The record is from RefSeq and is a predicted model, not a curated record. The transcript has 4 exons.
AUGUCUCUCACAGUAACCUCCGAAACUCCAAAGAUGCCUUCUGCCUUCUCCCAACCAACCUCCUCAUCCUCCUCCGACGAGCCCGUGACAGCGACCUCCUCUCAAGUUAACAUGGUAAUCCGGCAAGACCCCUUCUACAUAACCCUCGACGCCUCCGCCCUCCUCGCCGUUUCCAUCCUGACCGUCCUGGGGAUGCACUUUGUGCACCGCGCUUUGCUCGAAGCCACCAUCAUCUCCGUGCCCAUCAUGCUGCUCAUCCACAACGACUAUCUCAACUUUCUCAAGCUCGGCCCCGGCGGGACACCCCCGACCCCAUCGGGCUACGCCCGGCUGACUUUUUAUCGCUUGUUCACCAUCCGCGACCCGUUGCAGGCGCCGGAGAGGGAUCCGAGCCAGCUUCCCUCUGCGGCCUCCUCCGGUGGUCUCCCCUACCGCCCCGGCCCCCGCCCCUCCGUCGCCGGCCUCGCCCCGCAAAGACAACUCAACCAGGCCGGCCCCCUCCCCAUCUACAACGCGCUGCGCAGCUCGCUCGAGUCUCUUGCGCACCGAUACCCUAAUCGAUUCGUCACCGCCACGUCUUGCCUAGAAAAACACGGGUUCGCUUUGUUCUCGCGCCACCCCGUAAACGUCUGUGGAAACGGGGAGAUCUGCCAUAUCCAUACGCAUUCGGACAGGAGCAUGCACACGAAUCUGCAUCCGGAUGAUAUCAAGGAGGUGUUGGAGAAGGGGUGGGGGGAGAGACAUCCUAUGGCUUGGUCGACGAGGGGUCAUCGUCGUGGUGGUGUGCCGGAGACUUUUACUAUGGUUUAUGCGCCUAGAGAUGAAAACGACCUACGAAUUGUUUGCAAGAUCAUCGAGGCGGCGAUUUGGUAUACCGCUUGCGAGAAGGUUGAGAUCAUGCCAGAGUCUGUCAAGGCUUCAAAUUGAGGGGGGAGCUUGAGGAUGGUGUUGGUGAGUCGAGAGUUGGACCAAAGAGAAAAAAACAUGUUAACUGAGGAGGGUGCGAGAUCACUGUAUCCGCGAUACAGACGGGACCGAUCGGGUAACAAAAUACUUGGAUUGUACCGAAGGGCGAGGUUCGUAACGAAGCUAUUGCACAAUGGUUAAGCGCAUGGUGUUCAGGCGUUGGGUUCAUGUCGGUAUUGCCUGUCGGUAGACAGCUAUCAUAAUUCUGGUGUCUGUAUGUUCUCAGCGGUUAGCUUCUUGAGAUUGAUAUUUCAAAACGGUUGUUACAUCACCCUUC